This is a messenger RNA of Dovyalis caffra, 372 nucleotides long. The record is from the annotation of a GenBank genome assembly. Lineage: Eukaryota; Viridiplantae; Streptophyta; Magnoliopsida; Malpighiales; Salicaceae.
AUGGAUCCAGACGCAUUAGCAAAGGCAUUUGUUGAGCACUACUACUCCAUGUUCGAUUCGAACAGAGGUGGAUUAGCGAGUCUGUAUCAAGACGGUUCGAUGCUGACUUUUGAAGGUCAAAAGAUCCAGGGAUCCCAGAAUAUUGUCGCCAAACUUACUUCUCUUCCUUUCCAGCAGUGCCAGCAUAGCAUCACCACCGUUGAUUGCCAACCUUCUGGUCCUACUGGUGGCAUGCUUGUUUUUGUCUCCGGUAAUCUCCAGCUCGCCGGCGAGCAGCACGCUCUCAAGUUCAGCCAGAUGUUCCAUUUGAUGCCAACACCACAGGGAAGCUUUUACGUGUACAAUGACAUAUUCAGGUUGAACUAUGCUUGA